Gaeumannomyces tritici R3-111a-1 is the source of this 2839-nucleotide messenger RNA. Its product is annotated as translation initiation factor eIF-2B subunit family protein. The record is from RefSeq and is a predicted model, not a curated record. NCBI's taxonomy places the organism in Eukaryota, Fungi, Ascomycota, Sordariomycetes, Magnaporthales, Magnaporthaceae. The coding region runs from base 771 to 2570 and encodes 599 amino acids. Gene Ontology annotation, molecular function: S-methyl-5-thioribose-1-phosphate isomerase activity. The transcript is spliced from 2 exons.
AAGGACUGUCGCGAGAGAGGGGUUCGGGCGGCUAGAUCCACAGGCAAGGGUCAAGGUUCGACGUCGCCGUUUUGGGGUGGGAGCGAAAACGGUAAGGUGGGGGAGCUGAAAAACAAGUCUUGGAGCCGGUCGAGCAGGUCGAGAUCUGGAGAAAUGGCUCCAGGACAGAGAGCAGGAUUGACCAUCUGCCACAGUGGAAGUUAUUAUACGCAUGCAACAUCGCUGCACGUAUGGCGAUUGGCGGUUUUUCUUUAUAUUUAGAUUUUCCUGCUUUUGUUGGUGUAUUCUUUCCUCAAUCCUGCUUCAUGCGAUCACACGCUGUUGCGACACUGUUGCGAUCUCGGGUUACGGUUUCAUGGCCGGGAUGGUGGGGUUCCCACCCAACUGCUGGGUCGGCGUCCUGCUCCUGUGUGUGCCCAGGCGCGUGCUCAUGAAAAUUGAGAACGGAUGGGGGAAAACACCAGGCGUGGCUGGCCGGCGUGCACAUGAGGGUUGGAGCUGGUAUUUAUCGCCCAGUAGAAUCGCCAGUAUCAUUAGCUGGUGUCACGCGAGCUUCUAUGUAGAUCCUGCCUGCUACGAUAAUCACUGGGAUAGAGGGCCAAGUUGUAGCCGUCCGGACAUCCGACCAGACCAAGUCCGGGAAGGCGACCUCAUGGAGACGAUCCCCGUAGUGUAUCGCAAGGCGGCGAUUUUCUGUCUCUCCUCGACAAAUCGAUGGUUCCAUUUUCCGAGAAUCAAUUGUCAUAAACAAUCCAAAACAUAUCUCAAAUAUGGCGUCUGCUCCACUGCCCGAAGUACCUGACGCCGGCCUGGUCAAGCGAUCGGUCGUGUCAUGCUUCAUCUUUAAAUUCGGUGACUACGGGCGUGCCGAGGUCGCGCUCUUCCAACGCAGCGACAAAGUCCGCACCUACCAACAUCUUCUCGCCCCGAUAUCCGGCUCCAUAGACAAAGAAGACUCGUCCCCGUUGUCUGCUGCCUGGCGCGAGCUGGGCGAGGAGACCAAGCUGACGAGCCGCGAGCUCGAGCUGCUGCGCCACGGGAAGCCCUACACCUUCACCGACGCGACUGCCGGUCGCGAAUGGACAGUGCAUCCUUUCGCCUUCCGCCUCGUCUCCGCCGGCGAUGCCGCCGCAAUCGUCACCGACUGGGAGCACGAGGCUUGGGGUUGGCACGAUCCGUUGCGAGUAAUCGAGGGCGCCGGCGAAGGGAUCCAGGGCGUCCCGCGGCUGGCCGAAAGCCUGCGGCGUGUCUACUUUGAGGCUGAUCUCGGCUCGGAGGCGGGCGCUGCGCUGGCACGCGGGCUCGAUCGCCUCAGAACCGACUACCAGAGCGGGGCCCGGCAGCUGGCGGCCGAGGCGCUGCGGAUUCUAAGGGACGUUGUGGCACUCCUUCCGGACAAUGGCCAUGGUAACAAAAGCGACGGCCCGAUGCCGCUCUGGUGGUCCAAUGUGCGGUCUACAGCGUGGCAUCUGUGGAAAAACGGGCGCGAAAGCAUGGGAGCGGCUAUACUCGCCGGAGUUCUCGAAGCUCUGCAGGCUAUCGAUUCCACCCUCCACCGCCCCGGGCUCGGACAGUCCUCGACUGAAGCUGGGGAAGCUGGUGGAGGCAAGCGAUGCGAAAAGCUGGUUCAGUGGCGUGAGAUUGUGGUGGGGGAACUCGACAAGCUACUUGCACAAAGGGUUGACCGCGGUAGCCAUGUGGCCGAGGAGUUCGCCCGCUUUCUUCGGACGAAGUUUGGGGCCGAAAGGCUUGCGGACCCUCAGCGACCCAUCUCGAUACUGACUUUAUCGGACAGCUCGACCAUCUCGCAGAGCCUGCACUGCGCUAUGCUCAAAACAGGCAUGUCUUUAGACCUGCGGGUUCUCGAGUCGCGCCCACUCUUUGAAGGCCUCUCCCUUGCCGCGGCUGUGGCCGAGAGGGUGUCAGGGAGCAAAGCGCAGCCCACAGAGCAAGGAAGUGGAUCCGGAGGCGAGAAGCAGAAUGAGUUAACGAGCAAGCUCGGCAUCACAAUGUUCUCAGAUGCUGCGAUGGCCAUGGCAGCCGAGGGUGUGGACUUGGUCCUCAUCGGGGCCGACCGUAUCUCGGCUUCGGGGGCCGUCAGCAACAAGACGGGAUCUCUUCCUGCUAUUCUUAGCACACGCUAUGUGGUGGGGGCCUCUGCCACGGUGGUGGUUAUCAGCGAGUCUGACAAGGUGGCGCUCCCGGGCGAUCCUGGAGAGCAUGUGGUGGAAGACAAUGGGCCACGACAAAUGUUUCUCGCUUGGGAGCCAGAGCAUAACAGCAGUCGGGUCCGCCACGCCGCGGGCAUGAUAUUGUUCAAAAUGGCCACAUCGAGCGGACCUGCGGCGAGGGAUGGGGGCGAGGGGAAGUGGAAUGACGGGACGAGGACGGAGCAGGCAGCAGCACUCGGGGGCCUCAGGGUCGCGGUCAGGAACGUAUCGUUCGAGUGGGUGCCGCCGACUCUCGUCGACAUCUACGUCUCUGAGCGUGGGGUCUGGACCGUUGAUGACAUCACUGAACGGUCCAAGGCGCUGGCGGCUGAGGUCGAGAGGCUCUUUUCGGAUCUGUAAGGUGCAAUCCAGUCCCAUCGUUCCUCCGCGAUAUAAAUAACAGGGCUGAGGAGGGGAGAAGUUGAGCGCGGGGUGAUGUGGAGAUGAUGAAGGAUCGAUUCUUCACAAGGCAUGUGUCUCCGUGCUAGCGGGGUGAUUGCCUAUCGGGGACACCACUGCGAACUCACUGAGCUGGUGGUUACAACGUAGUAUUAACACAGCACGACACUUGCAGCCGGCAACAGGCACUACAUAGUGGUACCUGAUAUGUCAAGCUUUGAGUUGGGGCC